Lachancea mirantina is the source of this 1002-nucleotide messenger RNA. The record is from the annotation of a GenBank genome assembly. Lineage: Eukaryota; Fungi; Ascomycota; Saccharomycetes; Saccharomycetales; Saccharomycetaceae.
AUGCUUGUGCGGUGUAAACAACACGCGACGUUAGCUUCUUCCGUGCCUGUUCAAGUGCAACAGCUGCGUCACAUAUCCAGAAGACGUAUUGCAUACCCAUUCUACCCAUUUGAGAGAAUGGGUCGUCAGCAUCCGAAAAAACACGAUUCGAACCUGAAACAUGCCAUGAGACAAUUUCUCGGUCCUCGAAACUUUAAGGGUGAAUACUCGCUGAACAAAUAUUUUGACGUUGCGACGAAUCAUGAGCCCAAAUAUAUCACACCGGAUCUUGAACGUGGUGUGGCAGUUCAGUUGCCUGGGAAGUCACAGUCGCGACAUGAUAUGGCUCGUGGUGGUGCAUUUCGAGGCGCGUCCCAAUCCCGGAAAUUGCAACCGUUUCCGCAUAAUAAAAACUGUUUUACGAACCUCGCCCUGAGCGACGAAAUCAGAUACGCUAUUCACGACGAUAUAACAAACAAUCAGCUCUCAGCACAACAAGUUGCUCAGAAAUAUGGUAUAAAGAUUCCUAGGGUGGAAGCUGUGGCAAAACUGAUCACUAUCGAGCAGUCGUGGGAAAAAAAUAAUCAUAUCACUCCGGCAUUACGAAAGAUGUCUUCCGUCAUGUUCAACAUGUUCCCACUUUUCGAGCCUAAGUUCGAGAAAUCUAGGGAGAACCUCUCUGAAAUUCCAGUUCCUUCUAAAGCGCUCAAUUCGCGGUUUCUUACAAUCGCUGAGUCUGAGCCAUUUGGUCCACUAGAUGCUGCUAAAGUUUUAGAGCUUGAGCCUGCCGCUGAAACAUUGCAAAAACUUUCCACUGAGGGUGAGCACUCCGCGGGUCACACGGAAACGACUCGCAAGCAGCGUGUAGUCUACGGUGAACUUUUGAAAGGUGAAAGGUCAGUGUUCAAAUUCACUCAUAAACCGGUGGGUAAAGUUGGAUACCGGUACGGUGCAGGAAACCGUGACAACAAAAAAGAUCGCAAGAUUGGUUUCAACGAAUUGGGUCAAAUGGUAUACUUGUAA